Messenger RNA from Phacochoerus africanus (Common warthog), 4219 nucleotides. It is a transcript of the gene GAB1, whose product is annotated as GRB2 associated binding protein 1. The record is from RefSeq and is a predicted model, not a curated record. NCBI's taxonomy places the organism in Eukaryota, Metazoa, Chordata, Mammalia, Artiodactyla, Suidae. The transcript is spliced from 12 exons. The coding region runs from base 69 to 2387 and encodes 772 amino acids.
CCCUCUCACUGCACCGAGAGUUCAAGUCAGUUUGGUUAGUAGAUCACUUUGCUCUGCUCCCCGAGUGAAUGCUCGCUCGGGCUGUUGCCGCGUGGCGCUGGAGCCCCAGAACCAGCUUCUACCAAGAAAGGCUAGACUCCUGUGACUUCUACCCGGCACGAAGGACCCAAGGCUGGGCUCACCACUUGCUCUUUUCACUUCAGGCAUGGAAGAGGAGAUGGUUUGUGCUGCGAAGUGGCCGUUUGACUGGCGAUCCAGAUGUCUUGGAAUAUUACAAAAAUGAUCAUGCCAAGAAGCCUAUCCGUAUUAUUGAUUUAAAUUUAUGUCAGCAAGUUGAUGCUGGAUUGACAUUUAACAAAAAAGAGUUUGAAAACAGCUACAUUUUUGAUAUCAACACUAUCGACCGGAUUUUCUACUUGGUAGCAGACAGUGAAGAGGAGAUGAAUAAGUGGGUUCGUUGUAUUUGUGACAUCUGUGGGUUUAAUCCUACAGAAGAAGAUCCUGUGAAGCCACCUGGCAGCUCCUUACCAGCACCAGCUGAUUUACCAUUAGCGAUAAAUGCGGCACCACCGUCCACCCAGGUGGACGCCUCCUCUGCUGCUCCGCCUCCUCCCUACCAGCUAAUCAGCCUUCCACCACACCUGGAAACUCUUGGCAUCCAGGAGGAUCCUCAAGACUACCUCUUGCUAAUCAACUGUCAAAGCAAGAAGCCAGAACCCACCAGCCAAGGGUCAUCUUUUGUUUCUGAAGAAGGAGAGGAAUACCUACUGCUAGAAGAUUUUGAAAGCAAAACGAUUCCAUUGCAAAUGCACCCUGACGCUGCCAAACCCACCUCCUCGGAGACAGACUGCAAUGAUAACGUCCCUUCUCAUAAAAACCCCGCUUCCUCCCAGAGCAAACAUGGAGUGAACGGCUUUUUUCAGCAGCAGAUGAUGUACGACUCUCCACCGUCUCGAGCCCCGUCGGUUUCUGUAGACUCCAGCCUUUACAACCUGCCCAGGAGUUUCUCCCACGAUGUUCUGCCCAAGGCGUCUCCCUCGAGCACGGAAGCAGACGGAGAACUCUACGUAUUCAACACGCCAUCGGGGACCGCGAGCUUAGAGACCCAAAUGAGGCAUGUGUCCAUGAGUUAUGACAUUCCUCCCACGCCGGGUAAUACUUACCAGAUUCCGCGAACAUUUCCAGAAGGAACCUUGGGGCAGACGUCAAAGCUGGACACUAUUCCAGAUAUUCCUCCACCUCGGCCACCAAAGCCACACCCGGCUCACGACCGGUCUCCUGUGGAAACGUGUAGCGUCCCACGCGCGGCCUCGGACACUGACAGCAGUUACUGUAUCCCGACCGCGGGGGUGCCUCCGUCCCGUAGCAAUACCAUUUCCACCGUGGAUCUGAACAAACUGCGGAAAGAUGCUAGUUCUCAAGACUGCUAUGAUAUUCCACGAACACUUCCAAGUGAUAGAUCUAGUUCCCUCGAAGGCUUCCCUAACCCCUUUAAAAUCAAAAAUGUGUUGACAGUGGGAAGUAUAUCAAGUGAAGAACUGGAUGAAAAUUACGUCCCAAUGAAUCCCAACUCUCCGCCCCGGCAACAUUCCCGCAGUUUUACGGAACCAAUGCAGGAAGCAAAUUACGUGCCAAUGACUCCGGGGACCUUUGAUUUUUCUUCAUUUGGAAUGCAAGUUCCUCCUCCUGCACACAUGGGCUUCAGGUCCAGCCCCAAAACCCCUCCCAGAAGGCCAGUUCCUGUUGCAGACUGUGAACCACCCCCCGUGGAUCGGAACCUCAAGCCAGACAGAAAAGGUCAAAGUCCUAAAAUUUUAAGACCCAAACCCCAUGGUUUAGAGCGAACUGAUUCACAAACCAUAGGUGACUUUGCUACAAGAAGAAAGGCCAAGCCAGCACCUUUAGAAAUAAAACCAUUGCCAGAAUGGGAAGAAUUACAGGCCCCGGUUAGAUCUCCCAUCACCAGGAGUUUUGCUCGAGACUCCUCCAGGUUCCCCCUGUCUCCCCGGCCAGAUUCAGUGCACAGCACGACAUCCAGCAGCGACUCGCACGACAGCGAAGAGAAUUAUGUUCCCAUGAACCCAAACCUGUCCAGUGAAGACUCAAAUCUCUUCGGCAGUAAUAGUCUUGAUGGAGGAAGCAGCCCAAUGAUCAAACCCAAAGGAGACAAACAAGUGGAAUACUUAGAUCUAGAUUUAGAUACUGGGAAGUCCACACCACCACGUAAGCAAAAGAGCAGCGGCUCAGGCAGCAGUGUAGCUGACGAGAGAGUGGACUAUGUCGUGGUUGACCAACAGAAGACCCUGGCUCUGAAGAGCACCCGGGAAGCCUGGACGGAUGGGAGGCAGUCCACAGAGUCUGAAACACCAGCCAAGAAUGUGAAGUAAAAACGCCACUUUGCUGUCUCUGAACAAAAGAGGACUGAAUGGUAAAGAGAAAACCCUAUUUGAUGGAAAAGGACUUGACUCUUUGACUCUAGGUAGAGUUGAAGUCAAAGGACCUUUCAGACUGAGUCAAGCAGUUGAGACUGUCAUUGGUGCUUUCUGGUAGCUGAACAACUCAUCACAUGUACAUAAUGUGGGAAAAUAGUAUUGUUGGGUUCCCGGAGAAGCAUUUGUCCCAUAGUUAACACACUUUCUUAGUAUUACUGUAUUUAUGCACUUUUUCAUUUAAAACAUUGGUUUGGGUCUUCCCCCAUGGAUCGUAACAUGGUUCCUUUGGGAGUUCUUAUUCUUCCUCACACUGCUCUAAGAACGAUGCUGAGUGAACUAAGCUACUUUUAGUUUGGGAAACUGCUCUUUAAAAUGCAGGAACACCAUGGAAAGGAGAAGUCCAGUCACAGCCUGCCUUUCUACCCGAACCAUCACAUGGUAACCUGUUAGCUUAAAACUCCAGAAUAGGGUUGGACUCAUCAUUCAUUGCUUUCCGAAAUGCUCAGCUUCAUCAGUUCUCAGUUCUCUGGUAUCAGGACUCAGUUCUCUGGUUCGUGUAUAUUUAGUUUUCAGUGGUGGAACUUUAUUAUAUUUUGUUAAUUACAGUGUUUUUGGUUCAUUGAGUGAAGAUUUUGCCAGGUGGGAUCUUAUACCUUGGAAAGAGUAAAUAAUUACACUACCAAGUAAGUGUACAAAUCACUGACGGUGUGCUCUGUGGUGAUGAUGUGCUCUCAACACUCGUUAACACGUAUUAAACUGUUUUGGCCAAGUGUAGGUUAUAUAACUAAUCAGGUACGUACCAAGCACUGGUGUGCUGAUAACACUGAUUGGGUUUAGACAAGGAGCUUUAGUUCUGUUCUUGCUGGUCCUUUAACAUGGGUUUCCGGUUUGGAAUUGAUGACACAUGGCAUUUGCUGUUAGUUUUAGCAACAUACUGUGAUUUUUAGACAGUCAUUCAGAUGUAUUACUUUAAGAAUGAAAUUCUAUCUUUUAACACCAUAGUGCCCUAUGAUUUUUUUUAAAACUUAAUAUUCUUCUUGGCCUUAUCCUAUUUAAAUCCCUAUGCAAUUAAUGUUUUAUAUCUGCAUUUUUUUAAAAAAAUAGAUGUCUCAUAAAUGAUUCUCAUAUGUAGCACCUAUUGCUUUUCCAGUAAAAGAAUGAUUUUGUACUGUGAUUUAUAUUCACUGCCCCAAAUACCAUAAAUAUUGGAGCCUUGCUAUAAUGUGAAAUAUUAUAGUCAUGGACCUCUUCCAACCAGAUUUCUGAAACCAUGGAAGCUAUCGUAUAAUUCUGUCUCACCUGUAACAUGGUCCUGUGACAAGGCUGUCAAGACCACAAAUGAUAUAUAGUGAGGCUACAGUUAUAUUUAUCUGUCUUGGCUUUACAAUGUAAUGUAGAAAGCAGGUAUAGUUGUUGGCUUGUUUGUUUGUUUUUUUUUAACUAAGUUACAUACAAUCUCUUAUGUAUUGAUUUGGAGACAUACUAACAGUUUUUGGAGGGGGCACAGAGAUAGGAGAGCCCACAGCUGAGGCCUGUCCCCCUCCAUUCAGACCUCUUACUGUUGCCUGAAUACACAGAUGUGCCCAGUUUCCGGCCCCCUGGCCACUGUACUGUGCCUAAUCCAUGUAAUGAGUUUAUGUCCCCUCCAUGAACUAAAAGUGUUCAUAACAAGAUCAACUGUAGACGAGUCACAUUUGAUGCUUUUAAAUGUUUGCUUCUUUUCAAACAAAAACUAAAACGCAGAACUGAAUUUUGAGGUGGAUUUUUAAAUAAAAAUGAUUGUUCGA